AUGGACGUCCUUGAUGACUCGCUGGGGCUUCUCACAUCUUCACUCACACCUGUGCUGUCCCUUGUGCUGCCGUGGCACCAUGAGGCACCCUUGACUAGCGAGUUGCCAGGAGGCGGUGGAAUGUCGCUUCCCAAGGGUGUGACAACUAGUGAGGCUGCCAUUGUCUCGAUCCUAGUGAUUGCUCUCAUAUCUGGGGCCUCUAUACUCUUCGGAGCAUAUCUGGCUCGCCUGAACACACCUACUGGCAAAAUCAUGAAGCUAGCGGCGGGGGAGGCGAAAAUCCUGAUUCCGGCGACCUUCUGCCUCUACCUGAAUAGUGGCUUGUUCAUUCUUCUGCCAUACUUUGGCGGGCAAUUCGUGCAAAUGGUUGGAAGCGACAAGGGUGUCAGCGGCAGCGCCCUGAACGAGAUCACGGAGAAGAUUGUUGUCGUGGCUAUUGCAUCUUCUCUCACUUCGAUGAUUCGAGGCAUGCUGUACGUCCUGGCCGGUGAACGCAUUGUCCGCGAACUCCGCAAGGAGGUUUUCCAGGCCUUGCUAAGGCAAGAGGUCGCUUACUUCGAUGUGCAGACCACCGGAGCCUUGGUCUCCAGGCUCACCAACGACACACAGACAUUGCAGAAUGCGGUGACCUGGUCGACCUGGGUGGACUGUACUCAAUUCUUUCUCCGAGUGCAGGGAUAA
Cladocopium goreaui is the source of this 681-nucleotide messenger RNA. Lineage: Eukaryota; Dinophyceae; Suessiales; Symbiodiniaceae. The record is from the annotation of a GenBank genome assembly.